Molecule: messenger RNA, 1536 nt
Organism: Eruca vesicaria subsp. sativa (arugula)
Lineage: Eukaryota; Viridiplantae; Streptophyta; Magnoliopsida; Brassicales; Brassicaceae
Source: the annotation of a GenBank genome assembly
AUGCAUUGUUUUCCGUGUUUCUCUACACCAAAGAGUAAAAAAUCUCCAACGGCGAAUGAGACCAAUGCUAACGAAACCAGACCACAUGCACACGAUGAAGCAGAGCAAUCGGAAGAAACAACGUUGAAGACGUUCACAUUCCGAGAACUAGCAACAGCCACAAAGAAUUUCCGGCAAGAAUGUUUGUUAGGAGAAGGUGGUUUCGGUAGGGUUUACAAAGGAACCCUUCAACCUACUGGCCAUGUGGUGGCUGUAAAGCAACUAGACAAGCAUGGAUUACAUGGGAACAAAGAGUUCCAAGCUGAGGUCUUCUCAUUAGGCCGUCUCGAUCAUCCCAAUCUUGUUAAGCUUGUAGGGUAUUGCGCCGAUGGAGAUCAAAGACUUUUAGUUUAUGAUUAUGUCACAGGAGGUUCUCUCCAAGACCAUCUUCAUGAGCCAAAAUCAGACCGUGAACCAAUGGAUUGGACGACAAGGAUGCAGAUAGCGUAUGGCGCAGCACAAGGGCUUGAUUACUUGCAUGAUAAAGUGAAUCCACCUGUGAUAUACCGUGAUUUGAAAGCUUCAAAUGUUUUGUUGGACGAUGACUUGUGUCCUAAGCUUUCUGACUUUGGUCUGCAUAAGCUGGGACCAGGGACAGGUGAUAAGAUGGUGUCUUUAACUUCUCGAGUAAUGGGUACUUAUGGUUACUCCGCUCCUGAGUAUACACGAGGUGGAAAUCUCACCUUGAAAUCAGAUGUCUAUAGCUUUGGAGUUGUGUUGCUUGAACUCAUCACUGGUCGAAGAGCUCUUGAUACUACUAGACCUAAUGAUGAACAAAACUUAGUUUCUUGGGCACAACCAUUAUUUGGAGAUCCAAAGAAAUAUCCUGAAAUGGCAGAUCCAGUUCUUGAGAAUAAAUUUUCAGAGAGAGGGCUAAACCAAGCAGUGGCGAUAGCUUCAAUGUGUGUGCAAGAGGAAGCAACAACACGUCCUCUAAUAAGUGAUGUAAUGGUUGCACUUAGCUUCCUUUCUAUGUCUACAGAAGAUGGUGUUCCCACAACUGUUCCUACCUCAUCCUUCAGGGACAAGAGCAUGUCUAUAGCCUUGAGCCGACAUGAUUCAUCUCGUUCUCCUGAACUAGUAGUCGAAGAUGAAAAGUCUAGUACAUCAUCAGAUGGGUCUGGUUCUAACUCGGAAGAGGAUCGAAGCAGUUUAUCAUCAAAGCCUGUGGAUGAGAAGAACCAGGCGCAGAGUUUGAAGAUAAACUAUAGAUAUAGUUGGGAAGAAGUGGAGGUUAGUGAUGAGAAGUUAAGCAGUAAAAGCAGCCAUAAAUCAAAUGAUGAAAGCCUUUCUUCGUGCUAUGAUGUUGACGUAGAUCAUGAUGAUUCACUUAGGAACAAGGAGAAAGAAGAAGAGCAGUCUCGUCUUGAGCACAUUCACAGCUCAAAAACUGAUGAUGAUCAAAGUGUUUACUUUGAUGAUGAAUCAGGAGAUGACGAUGAAGUAUCUUUCCAUCGGAUAAAAUCAGAGGUUGGAAGUGAUACUACAGAAGAUUGA